AUGUUCUCUGCGGCCGACGGGGCCGACGACGGCGGCCACGACCACCCGGAGCUGAAGAGCUUCGGCGGGGUCCCCUCGCGGGGCGCCGAGCGCGAGGAUGCCGCCGAGCGGAUGCGGAGGGCUCGGCUCGAGAUGCUCGGCGUCCGGCAGCGGCCGCACCCUUUAGGGACGCCGCGGAGUGGGCUCGGGGGCGGGAGGGCGACGGGGCGGUCUUCCCCUACGAACCGCACGCCGCCGCCCAGCGGCGGCCUCUAGCUCUCCGUCUCGGCGGGUGACUCUCUCCCUCGCAGGCACGGAUGGGGGCCGCUCCAGGGGAUGAUGGGUGAUUUCAUUGGUGAUGAUUGGGCGGCGGGCAUGCGGCGGACGGGUCGAUCGCGGUUCAUGGCCGUUUGCCCUGGAUGUGGUAUCCGGGUCAACGGCGCGCAUGCGUGCCAGCACCGGCGAGUGGUGCGACUAGCUAUUGGCGGCUCGGCCGCGUUCGGUGGCAGAGGAAUGCGGGGCUCGUUAGUGCGGCCUGCGCCAUUCUCGGGCGGCGCGCAGUUGCUCUGCACGCCGGCCUGCCGCCGGCACCGUUCCUUGGGUUAGGGGCUAGGACACUAGGCAGAGGCAUGGGGGCCGGGGCGGGCCGGGGGGCGCCCCCUGUGCCGGCUUGCUGUCGGUGCACGGGACGUCGAGGCACGGGAGCCUCGGGACUCACUGCCCCCGGUGUGUAUCAUAGUUGUACCAUAGUCACGCUCGCUUGCGCAGCGCUCCGUGGUCUCCUUACGCGCCGAUCUGACAUCACCUGUCACACUUGUCCUUAGAGCGGCGCCGGAGUGAGUGAGUGGGCGCACAUAGAGCCGUAUCGUACUGAGAGGGGCACGUGCUACGUGCUCAUGGUCAUGGACUGGCGCGCCGAGCUGAGUGUGUGAGCAGCAGGUGCAGCUGUGAGUACGUCCGAUGGUUGCUCUCGUCCGGUGUGAGUUGGGCUGCAUUUGGAGCACUUGGAGUGCAGUGUCAUUAGACAUUAGCGCC
Emiliania huxleyi CCMP1516 is the source of this 1014-nucleotide messenger RNA. RefSeq lists its product as hypothetical. The transcript is spliced from 2 exons. The coding region runs from base 399 to 803 and encodes 134 amino acids. Lineage: Eukaryota; Haptophyta; Isochrysidales; Noelaerhabdaceae. The record is from RefSeq and is a predicted model, not a curated record.